UAUAAUGUCUAUUUUUAUUUUAUAAUAUCUAUGUAAAAUUAUAAAUAUAAUUUGUUAUUAAUAUUUAUACGUGAGUGUCGAGUUCACGAUGACAUUCACAGUGUAGUCGUAGUCGUAGUGACGUAUUGACGUGUCACGUGUAGUUUAUUAAGCUUAUUUAAAAUUCAGUGUACCAUAAUACCUAAUUUGUUUUUUAAAAUGCCCAAAAGACGGUGCGUUUUUACUCCACAAUUAAAAUUAGAAUUUCCUUUUUUACAAGAUGCUGACGAAGUAGGAAAAAUAUUUUGUACCAUAUGUAAGUCAGUGUUUUCUAUAGAACAUGGUGGACGUUCAGACAUAACACAACAUGUUACAAAAGUAAAAAAACAUUUACUGGCAUUAUCAGCUGCAUCAAAACACGAAAAGGUAACUUCUUUUUUUUUUAAAAAUGAUCCGAGUGGGUCCACUGACGAAAGUAGACGUACUGCAGCACAAGAAGGGAUAUUCGCAUUUCAUACCGUGAUACACAAUCACUCAUUUCGAUCAAUGGACUGCACAUCAUCUCUUUUAAAACAAAUGUAUAAUAAAAAAUUUACAUGUGCGAGAACUAAGGCUGAAUCGAUUGUUUUAAAUGUGUUAGCUCCUUUCGCCAUGCAACAAAUUUAUAAGGAAAUAGAAAAUAUAAAUUUUGCUACAAUUAUGAUAGAUACUUCUAACCAUAAGAACCUAAAAAUCGUACCAAUUUUAAUACGUUAUUUCAAACCAAAUUCGGGAAUACAAAUCAAAGUUUUUGAAGUAACAAAUUUAAAAGGAGAAACAGCAAAUAUUUUAUCAACUUAUAUAAUUGAAAGUUUAAAAAAGCAUAAGUUGUCAGAUAAAAUUGUUGCAUUUUCUGGAGAUAAUUGCAAUACUAACUUUGGAGGUGUUUUAAGAAAAGGAUCAAAUAAUGUUUUUUCAAUUUUAAAUAACAAUUUAAAAACGAAUAUUUUUGGAGUAGGUUGCGCUGCUCAUAUUUUGCACAACGCUAUGCAAUCAAGUGCUGAUGUGUUACCUAUUGAUGUAGAAAUCAUAGUUAACAAAAUUUUUCAAUUUUUUCAUAUCUAUACAGUUCGAGUUGAACAUUUGAAAGAGUUUUGUGAAUAUGCAAAUGUUGAAUAUAAAAAUAUUCUUGGAAGUGUAAAAACUCGUUGGUUAUCCUUAUUACCUGCAAUAACAAGAAUUAUUGAUAUUUACCCGGGCUUAAAAUCAUACUUCGAGAAACAGGAAAAGUGUCCUACAAUAUUAAAAUCGUUUUUUAACGAUCCUAUGUCUAUAGUGUGGUUUCAUUUUUUACAAAGCCAAUUAAAGGUUGUCUGUGAUACUGUAACUAAAAUAGAAGGAGAUAAAAUAUCAGCCUGUGAAGUUGCAGAGGAAUUAGAAAUUUUAGUUGGAAAAAUAAAAAAUAGAAAACAUCUAAACUUCCUUACAACAAAUAUUUUAUCGCUUUUAAAUGAUUUAAAAAACAAUAAUAUGUAUAAUGAAAGCUCAUUCAAAAAAAGUACUGAUCUAUUUUAUAAUACUUUUUUAUCUUACGUAGAAAAAUGGGGUUGCCACUUUGACCAGUUGAAAAUAUUUCAUUGGGUCCAACUAAUAAACUGUCCUACUUGGGAAAAUGUUCAAAAAUGUAUUAAAUUUCUUAUGGAAAACAACCGAAAUAAUUCUAACAUAAAAUUAGAUGAAGAUAAUUUAUUUGAUGAAUUCAGUCAUGUAGAACAAAUUUUUAAAUCACGAAUUCAUGAAUGGCAAAAAAAUUCCGCUAAAGUAGAAGUUAAGUGGUGUGAAAUAUUUGAAUACACUAAAGCUCAUAACAUUGAUACAACUAACAUAUCAAAAAUCGUAGAAUAUUCUUUGGCAAUUCCUGGUACAAAUGCUGCAGUAGAACGGAUUUUUUCAACCAUUAAUGUGUUGUGGACAGAUGAAAAAAAUCGAUUUUUGGUUGAAACUAUCAAAUCAAUUAUAAUCGUAAAAACACACUUUAAAAACUUAUCUUGUAAUGAGUUUUAUAAUAUUCUAUUAAAAGAAACUAGGUUACUUGAUGAAAUCGGUUCAGCACAAAAGUAUACAAAAACAUCAAAAGAAGAAAUUUACAUGCCAUCGUCAUCAAAAUAAUUUUUUUUUGGACUUUUGUGUACAUAUUAUACUUAUUAAUAUUUUAUUUGUAUUUAAAAACUAUUAUACAACAUACAUUUAAUUUGUUUUUUUUAUAUUAAUAUAUUUAGUUAAAAUUAGAAUUUCCUUUUUUUUUUUUUUUUUA
Molecule: messenger RNA, 2272 nt
Organism: Rhopalosiphum padi (bird cherry-oat aphid)
Lineage: Eukaryota; Metazoa; Arthropoda; Insecta; Hemiptera; Aphididae
Exons: 1
Coding region: 199-2127 (642 amino acids)
Source: RefSeq, a predicted model, not a curated record